AUGUUGACAUUGUUGAUAUCAGGUCCUAAACAACCCAGAAAUGAUAUUGAUGUAUAUCUAGCUCCUCUUAUUGAUGAUUUAAGCACUCUAUGGUAUGAAGGUGUUGAUGCUUAUGAUGCAUAUAGGAAGGAAGAGUUCAAACUUAGAGCUGUGUUGUUAUGGACCAUUAAUGAUUUUCCUGCGUUAGGCAAUCUAUCCGGGUUUAGUGUGAAAGGGUACAAGGCAUGUCCUAUCUGUGAAGAGAACACAUGUUCUCAAUAUUUGAAGCACUCUAGAAAGAUUUGUUACAUGGGACACAGAAAGUUCUUACCCCGCGAUCAUGUCUUCCGAACAUGGGAAAACCCAUUCAAUUGUUCACAAGAGUUUGCAAUGGCUCCACAACCAUUAUUUGGAAGACAAUUGGUUGAAAAGCUGAAUAAAGUCCAAUUCAAACAAGGAAAGCACAAACAGAGCAUGAAAAGAAAGAGAGGAUGUGAAAAUGGUGAGGAGGUUCAAAUUGAUCCUAAGGUUUGUUGGAAGAAGAAGUCUAUAUUCUUUGAGCUUGAAUACUGGGAGCAUUUGGUCCUACGUCAUAACUUGGAUGUCAUGCAUAUUGAGAAAAAUGUGUCUGAUAGCCUUAUUAGUACAUUGUUGAAUAUUCCUGGACGGAGUAAGGAUGGAAUUAAUGCUCGACUAGAUUUAAAAGAUAUGGGUGUGCGUACAAAUUUAGCACCAAAGGUUGGUGAGAAACGAACAUUUUUACCACCAACUUGUUAUACCUUGAAUAAUGAAGAGAAACGAGGAAUUUGUCAUUGUUUGGCCAAUGUGAAAGUUCCAGAAGGUUAUUCCUCCAAUAUUUCGACAUUGAUAGAUAUGAAAAACUUGAAUUUAGUUGGGUUGCAAUCUCACGAUCAUCAUACACUUUUACAACAUAUUCUACCAAUUGGUAUUCGUUCUGUUUUACCCAAAAAGGUUCGGAAUGCCAUCACAAGAUUUUGCUUGUUUUGUAAAUCUCUUUGUUGUAAAGUGGUAGAUGUUUCUAAGUUGGACAAACUUGAAUCAGAAAUCAUAUACACUUUGUGCUUGUUGGAGCAAUUCUUUCCACCUUCUUUUUUUGAUAUUAUGGUUCACCUAACAGUUCAUUUGGUGAGAGAAGUGAGAUUGUGUGGACCAGUGUAUUUAAGAUGGAUGUACCCUUUUGAAAGGUAUAUGAAGAUUUUAAAAGGUUAUGUUAUAAAUAGAAGCAGGCCUGAGGGUUGCAUUGUUGAGUCUUAUAUCGUUGAAGAAGCAAUGGAGUUUUGUUCAGAUUACUUGUCAAGUGUUUCAAGUGUUGGGGCAUAUCCAUCUCGAAUUGAGAUUGAAAUUAGUAAAGGUGGAAGAGGUGGUGUAGUUUCAGAAAUAAAUCAAGUUGAUCGAGAUGAAGCUCAUCGCUUAGUCUUACAAAAUAUUAACGACGUUCAACCUUACAUCGAGUAA
Humulus lupulus (European hop) is the source of this 1455-nucleotide messenger RNA. RefSeq lists its product as uncharacterized. NCBI's taxonomy places the organism in Eukaryota, Viridiplantae, Streptophyta, Magnoliopsida, Rosales, Cannabaceae. The record is from RefSeq and is a predicted model, not a curated record. The transcript has a single exon. Bases 1 to 1455 code for a protein of 484 amino acids.